GGACAAUUUGAUAAAUCUGUCUUCUCCACUCCUGCAUCUAUUUCCUUUUCCCCUUUCGAUGAUUCUCUUCUCGAUUUGCUCCAUUACUUCUCCCCAAUCUAUAAUCUCCUCCUUCCUCCCACUGUUUCCGGCGAUUGCUUCUUUCACUAUUUCCAGUUGAAUCAAUUCGUUGGCAUGUGAUUCAGUUGUGAGGAGUAAUUUCAAUUUUUAAGCUCAAAAUCAGUGCAAUAGUGAACAAGAUGCGGAUUAUAACAACCUUUUUCCAUCCAGGUUUCUUUAAAUCGGAUCAUCGGGUACUUGAAUCUUAUUUUGAUGAAUGAGUUGUGUAGGAGUUGAGAAUCUGAUUUGUGUCGAUUAUGGGCGAAAGAACAAACAAUGAGAUGGAGAAUUUAUCUUUACAGACGAAGAAGAGGUUUUCGAGAGAUUUAUUGCAGAGAUUUAUGGUGAGUAGUACCAAUUUAGGAGAUCCGAGAGGAUCCGACCCGGAUGAUGAAGUAGAGCUGAAUCUCGGAUUGUCGUUAGGUGGAAGAUUUGGUGUUGACAAGAGUAAUAGCUCGUUGGUAAGGUCGUCUUCCAUUGCUGCGAUUUUGCCGGUGGUAAGGGACGACGAUGACGUUUUGGGGGGUAGACAAGGGGGAACCGGAACUGGUCAUGGUGAGGCUUAUUCGAGUUUGAUUAGAACGGCGUCGUUGCCGUUGGAGUCGGAGGAGUGGAGGAAGAGGAAGGAGCUCCAGAGCUUGAAGAGGCUCGCGGCGAAGCGACGGCGGUCGGAGAAGCAGAGGAAUCUGACCAAGGUUGAACGGGAGGAAUAUGUAGCAGCUAUAGGAAAAGGACCAUCACCAUCGUUGGGAUCUGGUAACUGGGAUUUUGGUGUCGCGACAACUACUGCCACAUCCGACGGCAGCGGCGGGGGGCUCACUCCACCGUCGUUGCCGGGAUCGGUGGAAUCACAAACUUCAAGCAAAUCGGAAUUCGAGAGCAGACAUCUUCAAGGAUCCAGUAACGAAAGCGAAAGUAGCGCACCAAGCAAUCAGGACGGGAGCAGUUCAUCGAGGUCGAAAAUGGCGGAUCCUGCACUCCGAGUUCCGAGACCCAAAACAGAAAAUCCAUCAAAUAACAAGGGGAAAGAGGUUGGAAUGAAUACAUUCGACAUGCCAUGUGUGUUCACGCAAGGAGACAGCCCUAGUGGCAGAAGAAUCGAAGGAAUCCUGUAUAAAUACGGGAAAGGUGAAGAAGUGAAAAUAAUGUGUGUUUGUCACGGCAGUUUUCUGUCGCCGGCGGAGUUUGUGAAGCAUGCCGGUGGGACAGAUGUCGUACACCCAUUGAAACACAUAGUUGUAAACCCUAAUUCUUCUUACUUGUAAUCCUGUGUUUUAUCAUAAACCCUAAUUAUUCUUACCUGUUUCUUUGUUUUUCUAGUAUUU
Lactuca virosa is the source of this 1424-nucleotide messenger RNA. The record is from the annotation of a GenBank genome assembly. NCBI's taxonomy places the organism in Eukaryota, Viridiplantae, Streptophyta, Magnoliopsida, Asterales, Asteraceae.